Messenger RNA from Aphanomyces invadans, 2394 nucleotides. RefSeq lists its product as hypothetical. Lineage: Eukaryota; Oomycota; Saprolegniomycetes; Saprolegniales; Verrucalvaceae. The transcript has 7 exons. Bases 147 to 2159 code for a protein of 670 amino acids. The record is from RefSeq and is a predicted model, not a curated record. Gene Ontology annotation, molecular function: ubiquitin-protein transferase activity.
CCCCAGGCGAGAUGGAAUUAAAACUCCCACGCCGAUGACCCAAUCGAGUUCAAAGUUCGGAACAAGCACAAGGCACCCAACAACACACGACUCGCCGCCGCCGCAAUCGCCGCUUCCGUCCGACGUCACGCCUCUCCACUUGCACGAUGAUGACACUCAAUGAAAUGAUCUGGAAACUUAGCUUCCUGCUCUUGACGACUCCUGCACUUACAGAGGCCGCGAAUGACCUGUCCGGCGCAGGUUUGCCGCCGUGGGUCGCCUGGGUGACUGGUGGCGUCCUUGUCAUGAUUGUGCUGUAUUACUGCUGUCGUAAAGCUGGUUUUGACGAGUCCCUGCAGCAGCCUCUCCUCGGCGGGCAAUACACCGAAGACGGCCAACCUCUCACCCGUCAAGACGUUCAGGAAAGCAAAGAAGAGAUCGAAGGGCAAUGGAAGUGCGAAGUAUGCGAUUUUCACAAUAAAAAGUCGGCGAGGUCAUGUGUGCUGUGCGGCACGGACAUGGGGUUCAAGCUUGGUCUCACGACACCCUCGCCUCGCCGCAGUAUUUCCUUCAAAGACUCGGCACACGGCGCGUUGAGCUCUGGCGGCGGAUCGUUCAAUCGCACGCGAUCUUUUGCAAUUCGGCGACUCAAUAUGCUCAACUCUCGCCAGCGCGGUGCACGAAACCGCGGGGACUGGGUGCGGAAGGUGGGCAAAGAUGGAAAACGCCACUGGGGACGGCGCGACGUGCAGGAAACGUUCUUGGCGAAGGACCCUGUCUCGAUGGAGGCAGGUAGUGCGACCCCAAAAACUGCUGCUGCAAUGCCGUCCGCUCCGGGCGGUGCGCUGCACCUGGACCUGGCGCGACAACACUCGCUAGCGUUUGUGUCGCAGCUGGCUCAAACCCCGCGGCACCCGGAAGGCCGCAUGACGUUCAAGGAAUACCGCGAGGUGGACGCCGCCGUGGCGUCGCGUGGGUAUGAGAUUUCCGAACAGGACUUGGAAAUUCUCGAACAAGUGGCGGCGCUGCCUUUCAAAGACAAAUACUCGUGGUUUCUCGAGCAAACGACGACGCUGAUUCGGCCGUGGGAAGAUGGCCAUUUGAAGAUGCGCGUCCAUCGGGAAAACAUCCUUGUCGAAUCGAUGGAGCAGCUCCUCGGGGUCCAAAUGGAGCACAUCUUGAUGCCGCUUCGCAUCGAGUUCAUCGGCGAAGUGGCGAUUGACGCCGGCGGCCUCGAACGAGAAUGGUUUGCCCUCGUGACGGAAAAGCUAUUUGAUGAAACGAUUGGGCUAUUCAUGUGUGCCCAUGUCGAGUCCCUGGCAUACGUGAUCAACCCGAACAGUAUUGAAGCAAGCGCCGAUCAUUUGCUGUACUUCCGUGGCGCGGGUCGGCUUCUGGGCCGCGCGCUGCUGGAAGGCCAGCUCAUGAAAGCGCAUUUGGCCCUGCCUGUCCUCAAGCACUUGCUCGGCGUGCCGAUUUCGUUUGCCGAUUUGGAAUUUGUCGACCACGAAGUGUACCGGUCGAUGAAGUGGAUGAAGGAGAACGAAGGCGUCGAAGCACUGUGCUUGGACUUUAGUGUGACCAACCGCCGGAUCAGUGGCGAGAUCGAAGUGAUCGACUUGAAAGAGAACGGCCGCAACAUCGAAGUGACCGACGCAAACAAGCUCGAGUACAUAUACUUGCGGCUCCGCUACAUCAUGCUCGAGAGCUUCUCGGAGCAAUUGCAGCACCUGAUGGCGGGCGUGUUUGAAGUGAUUCCCCAAGAGCUCAUUUUGGUCUUUGACUACCAAGAACUGGAACUUGUGCUGUGCGGCGUGCCAUCCAUCGACAUUGCCGACUGGAAACUUCACACCCAAGUGUCAGACGACAUGCCGGCAGACCUCCUCGAGUGGUUUUGGGAAGUGGUCGAGGCGUUCUCGGACGAAGAGCGCGCGCGUCUGCUGCAGUUUACGACCGGAUCGUCCCGCGUGCCGGUCCAAGGGUUCAAGGCUCUCACGAGCUACGACGGGCGGAUAUGCCACUUUACGCUCAAGGCGGUGCCGUACCCCGAGAAUGCCUUCCCCCGAGCGCACACAUGCUUCAACCGCAUCGACUUGCCCAAGUACAAAACGAAGAAGGAGCUGGAGGACGUAUUGUCGCUGGUGAUCAACAUGGAAGUGACCGGGUUCACCGACGAGUAAUCGCCCCCCCGGACGUACUCUGUCCUACCUGUCGCAAGGGUCGUCCGCCGUCAACGUUGUCGUCGCGCUAUCUCGUUAUGUUAACUCGAUCCUCACCAGCAAUAUGAAUUUGUAUCAUUCGAGUCGGUGGCUGAAGUGGAGGGCAGAGUUUGGUGGACAACAUGCCUGACGAGGUCGAGUAUUCGCAUCCAAGGAGUGACCUGCUCAUGAGAGCGGUGGCUGUUUCGGUCCCGUG